This is a messenger RNA of Colletotrichum paranaense, 309 nucleotides long. RefSeq lists its product as uncharacterized. Lineage: Eukaryota; Fungi; Ascomycota; Sordariomycetes; Glomerellales; Glomerellaceae. The record is from RefSeq and is a predicted model, not a curated record. The transcript is spliced from 3 exons. The coding region runs from base 1 to 309 and encodes 102 amino acids.
AUGCCUGUGCCUGUGCCUGUCGCCCGCGCUGUCUCCUCAUCCACCCGCACCACCAAUACGCCGUCUUCCCUGACCAAUACCAGACACCAUCUUAUUCUCGACUGGCCUCGUCCCGACUCCGACCCCUCUUGCGGCUUGCGGCUUGCCUUCUCUUCACACCUCGCAGACUGCCAUACCUACGGAUACUUCGUACAGACUACAACCGAGUGCUCAAGGCUCAAGCCCAGAGUAGACGACGACGGAUACUCCGUACCCCGACCACCCCCUGGCCCCUCCGUCCUGCGCGCACGCGUGGAAACAGCCUGUUAG